Drosophila serrata is the source of this 546-nucleotide messenger RNA. RefSeq lists its product as uncharacterized. Lineage: Eukaryota; Metazoa; Arthropoda; Insecta; Diptera; Drosophilidae. The record is from RefSeq and is a predicted model, not a curated record.
AUGACCAGGUCACAGCGGAUAUAUUUAUAUUUAUUUUGGGUGAAUACAUUUGGCUAUUAUCAUGUCAGCGGUUCCUAUAAAUUUAAUGCCCUUUCUUGUGAUCUUUGUGCCCCGGAAUUGGCUUUCGUUAAACAGUGCAACAUCAAAGCAAUCGAUCGAAAACAUAAUAUGAUUAAUAUAGAAGCCUUUUUAAAUAAAACUAUAUCAGAGUUUUCAAUCCAUUUCAUAAUGGUUAAACGCGAAAGUGGCGGCUGGCAUCCAUUUAUGUAUAAUAUAAAAAUGGAUAUUUGCAAAUAUUUUAAAAAUCCCAGAAAGUUUUUCAUUCCAAAUCUAAUAUAUUCAUUCAUUAAGCCUUUUACAAAUGUCAAUCACAGCUGCCCAUAUGAGGCUGGCUCUUACAUGAGUCUUCUUCGUUGGUCUCCGAAUGAAGAAAGUGUUCUAGCCAAGUUUCCGGUAGAUCAUGGACAAUAUGGCCUACAUACCACUUGGUAUAUCAACAAAAUUAGUGCAUUACAAAUUAAUGGUUCUGUCUUGUUUUUCAAGUGA